AUGGGCCUGUUUGUAGGCAGCGAUGGAAGCUACAGGGGCUGGCUGGCCGCUCUGUUGAGCUGCACAAUGUUUAAUAGCGACGAGGAACUCACUGCAAAGCGGCUAGACCGAGCAGCAACCACCCCCAACGACAUCUGGCAUGAGCAACCGAUACCUCUCAAACCAUUACAUACCAGCGCAGUAUCUUCUGCAACACUCGUUGGAAAUGAAGCUGGCUUCAUACAUCGACACAACAAUCUAUCAGUUCCCGAUCGUCCACCUACUCUGAAGCCACUUGACUUUGGAGAUGCCUCUUUAAUGGGCCUCACGUUCGCACCAGCGGGUCACAAGGCCUCGAAAAGCAAUGUCAAGCGCUUGAAUAUUGGUCAACCGACCGCUUUCCGCCGGCUGGAAUACACAGAAGCACAGCGACGCUCGCUCAUUCCGCUUCAAUUKGAACCGGUGACUCUGAGAGACUCGAUUCUGAGAAGUGGAAUCGAUCAUGGCAUCAAUAUUGAAUCAAAAGAGAUACCAACAUCUACGGAAACCUCAAGCGCCUCAUCUGCAUAUCAUGCACGCCAUUCUCCAAAAUCUCAAUCUUGGACGCGAGGACCAACCGUGGACCUCGGUGACAUCCCGCAAGCCAGUAGAGAGCGGCAAACCAGGAGGCCUACGUUAUCAUCUUACUCUUCAUCGAGCUCAAUACGUUCAUUACGUCGCCAGGCUCUGGAAUCGCUAUCAUCAUCUUCCUCCUCAUCGCCGCAUUCUUCAAUCGACUGGGGGCGGCUCAAUCGCAAACGCAACAGCCUGCGAAAGCCAUCCUCGGACAGCAUGGAACCUGACGUGGAGCAGGAAGUCAUGGAGCUCAACACCAUUGUGGAGGAGAAAAGGUCAGACUCCUCACGGUCAAGAAGUUCCGACGGGCACGUUUCUGCUGUGGCACCUUUAAUGUCGAUCCGGGCCAGAUCCGAAACUCUUAAUGAUAUUGGCUCCGCCUUCUCCCGCCCCAAGCCAUAUCACAUGGAUCAUGAAGCUAGACGCGGAAUAAAGUCUGGCCUCGAGGCUGACACGGUAUUGCCGAUGGAGAAGCGACUUUCUAGGCCCUUCGCGGCAAUGCCAGAGAGAAUUGCCACCCCAGAGCCUGCUGAACGCAAGGCGCAUUCAAUGAUCGGCGGCUGGCUAAACAACAUCAUCGGAAGUACCUCAAAACCAGCAAGGCGUACACGCGAGGAAUUCUACUCAUGCAAACCUUACCAUCAACGUGCACUCUCCGAAUCAUCCACAGCCGUCUCCGAAAUCACCUCCUCACCAUGGUCGACAGCCCAUAACCGCACAAUCACUGCAGAUUCGAUCAUGACUCCACCUUCCACGGCACCUUCGACAGGACGAGGACUCCUCGAGAUGGAGCACCUAACUCGCGGGUCGAUUAGAUGGGUGCAUGAUGGUGCGAACCACAGUGAGGUUGGAUUGGCACUUUGA
Molecule: messenger RNA, 1458 nt
Organism: Ramularia collo-cygni
Lineage: Eukaryota; Fungi; Ascomycota; Dothideomycetes; Mycosphaerellales; Mycosphaerellaceae
Exons: 4
Coding region: 1-1458 (485 amino acids)
Source: RefSeq, a predicted model, not a curated record